AUGAGUAUGAGCGACCUCUACAGUGAAUCCUAUUGGUCAAAAACGUCAUUUCCACUUGAAUGGAUGAAAAUGAUAUGGAGAUGGCAGUUUGUCAAACAAUAUAUGAGAAAAGAUGAACCUUGUGAAAAUAUCAAACCAGCAAGAGGAGAUUCAUUCGCUGCUCAGCCUUCAUUAACAAUAACGAAUCAAACUCAACCAAAUUCAUCAGUGUCGAAUAUGCCAGAAUUAGCAAUUGAUUUAUCUAUCUACAACACUCGCUUUUCGUUAUUAAAGCUAAGACAUCAGUGGCAAUUAAUGCAGCACAAUACGGUUACAGCUGCCUGA
Molecule: messenger RNA, 324 nt
Organism: Didymodactylos carnosus
Lineage: Eukaryota; Metazoa; Rotifera; Eurotatoria; Philodinida; Philodinidae
Source: the annotation of a GenBank genome assembly